UACCCAGAAAUGCCCAGGAAUUUGGUUCUUCUGUAUCUCCUAAAUUAACACGGGGGCUGGGGGCGAAACCUAUGCAAAAUAUGUUUAAAAAAGGGCAGAAGAUGGCAAGGAUGAGAAUCCAACUGGUGUGCAUGAUGCUGCUGGCUUUCACCUCCUGGAGCCUGUGCUCAGAUUCAGAGGAGGAAAUGAAAGCGUUAGAAGCAGAUUUAUUGACCAAUAUGUAUACAUCAAAGAUUAACAAGGCAAAACUUCCGUACUGGAAAAUGACCCUGCUAAAUAUUUGCAAUAUGAUAAACAACAUAAAUAACCAAGCAGAAGAAACCUCAGAGGUUGAUGAAGACGAUCUCAUUACAAGACAGUUUCCUGCUGCUCUGGAUGGCUUCAGUUUGGAAGCAAUGCUGACAAUAUACCAGCUCCAAAAAGUUUGCCACAGUCGAGUUUUUCAGCAUUGGGAGUUACUUCAGCAAGAAGUUUUUGAUCCAGAGAAUUCAAACCAAGAGAAAGAUAUCAUGAAGAGGAAAACCCCUUAUAUUCUGAAACGGCAACUACAUGUGAACAAAGCUAGAAGACCAUACAUACUUAAGAGAAAUUCAUAUUACUGAUGCAGCAAAAGAAAGCAAUGUAUAUUUAGUUUAUAAGUAACUGUGUGUUAUGGGUAACUUAUUUAAAUCUAAAAUCAUAUUUGUGUGAAAAAUAUACUAUGAAAAAUUAUCAAGAUGAUAACAUAACUGUGUCUUUUUUGCAACUGUUGUUUCUUGAAUGUGAUUUUUCCUACUUCAGAUUAAUUCGAUCAAUACAUUUGCAAAUAAAUCUAGUUUCUAAGCAUGA
Alligator mississippiensis (American alligator) is the source of this 828-nucleotide messenger RNA. RefSeq names its product neurotensin (gene NTS). Gene Ontology annotation, molecular function: neuropeptide hormone activity. The transcript is spliced from 5 exons. Bases 72 to 602 code for a protein of 176 amino acids. Gene Ontology annotation, cellular component: axon terminus; extracellular region. The record is from RefSeq and is a predicted model, not a curated record. NCBI's taxonomy places the organism in Eukaryota, Metazoa, Chordata, Crocodylia, Alligatoridae.